GUGGUGUGGUACUCCACUCACUCAAACGCGGCCUUUGAUAGUAUGAUACAGUCUGUUCGUAUGAACUCAACCACACCUGCUGUUGACUUGCUGUAUCCCUACUCUUCUACCCAAUCACAAACUCAGUCGAAUCAACGACCGGGUCCCGCCGGGAGCCCGGAGUUUGUUCAGGUUAGAGACCUGCCAGUAGUCCGCUUGAUUCUUGCCGCCAUGGACGUUGCUGGUAUCUGAUGCAAAUUCAAGACCAUGACUCGGAGAUGGAUCUGAGUCACUCGUACCAGCUCGUACCAUUAUCACUUGACUAAGACUUUCUGAUUGUGAUAUUGCAGACUUUUCAUUCAUAUGGUUAAUUCUGAAUGAUCCCACGAGUAUUUACCAGAAACCGUCGGGUGUGGCGUGCACUGGCUCCAGCUGCGCUAGUGCGUUUCAGUCCUGGGCUCGUACUUGGGGCCCGAGUUCCAAUCUGCACUAUGGCAUCAGAUCACAUCGGAAAUGACAAGACACUGCCGCAGGACCUGUGCGUGUUCACGACAUUAUUAGGCUGGUGGCUGCGAGGUUCCCACUGGAUCUUCAUGGAUGGAACUAGUUGCAACCUGGACUACCACUGGGUAGCGGAAGAAAAUUCCGCGAUCCGCAAUCCACGUACAAAAUAUUAUCAGGCGCCCACUGGGAACUUGUUUACCAAGUUCAGUUAUUAAAAGCGUGUCAAAAUUACUACGGGAGGGGUCUUUCACUUUUACGAAAGCAUGAUUUAAGUGCAGAAGGUCAUCUAGUUCCAAGUAAAGGUGCAGAUGUGUGUUGCUUUGCUUAGCAGGUAUAUAUGAUAUUGUUCAAGGAGAACAAUGAAGGGUUGGUGCGCGGCGCGCGUUCGCGAUGAG
This is a messenger RNA of Suillus bovinus, 878 nucleotides long. RefSeq lists its product as uncharacterized. Bases 357 to 698 code for a protein of 113 amino acids. NCBI's taxonomy places the organism in Eukaryota, Fungi, Basidiomycota, Agaricomycetes, Boletales, Suillaceae. The transcript has 2 exons. The record is from RefSeq and is a predicted model, not a curated record.